Symbiodinium necroappetens is the source of this 1047-nucleotide messenger RNA. The record is from the annotation of a GenBank genome assembly. NCBI's taxonomy places the organism in Eukaryota, Dinophyceae, Suessiales, Symbiodiniaceae.
AUGAAGGGAGUCCUCGAAUUCGUCCUUGCCGCUUGGACUGCGGAAGCUCUCCGUGACCGCUUUUCGUCUGUUGAGGAGCAGGUCACCAAAGAACUCAGUGAGGCCAAUGUGACAGGUGGCCAGCCAGGCGGUCGCUUGGGUACCGUGGCUUUGAAAACCGUCCAGCAAGGUUUGAAACGAGUUCGUCCGGGACAAGCUGCGAAAGGGUUCCAAUUCAAGGCGCCUCGUGGCUUGGUGCAUGGAUUCCAUCCCCCCAACUAUGCCUUCAAUGGACUCGGCCGCGGCGGUGUCGGUCUUUCCAGGGGGUUUGGAGGUCGACUGGGUGGGAUGCCCAACCAGUUGGGUCGAAUGCCGAUGCAGGGGGUGGCCCGGCGUUUUGCCUCUGGAAGCACCGGACGGCAGAUCACGAAAGGUGUGAGGAUGAUUGGAAUGCAGAAUUUGGAGGGGGGCCAAUACACGCAACUGAUGGGUAGACUGAUCGUGGAAGCCGUAGAGUCCGCGGCACACCUGCGCACUGGUGAAGAGAUCGCCAAAUCUAUCCGCAAAGCUGGAUGGAGAAUUUGGUAUGGGACCCUUCACAAUGACAUCACAGUUCUGGUUUCCAAAACCGAAGUGGGUAUUGGAAGAGCAGCCGAAGACUUUGUUGGACGCUUCAGGAUUCAGCAGGGAGGAAAGGAUUUGUACGUGACCCUUCUCAAGAGGGCUGAGUAUUCACCGCCGUUCUUGAAAAAUGUCAACUUCGGGGUUGGUGACUCAGACAAAGUGCUGCUGCGGACCUUCGGCCAGGGCUUGCAAUAUGUUCGGAACAUCUUUCAACAGCAGAGCUUACAAUUCAUGAGACGGCAGAUCGGGGAGGUGGCGAAAGCCGGCGUGUCGGAGAGUGCCAUGGCCCAGAAGUUGGAGCAGGCCUUGGUGAAGAACUGGGGCCGAGGCUGGAAUGUUGUGGUGUCGAAGACGGAGAUGGAGGUCGCUACCAACGUCAACGACAUCAUGGCUAAAUUCAAGGUGAACGACGUCUUCUUCACCAUCGUGCGCCAAAUGGUCUGA